Messenger RNA from Hemibagrus wyckioides, 3309 nucleotides. It is a transcript of the gene tubb1, whose product is annotated as tubulin, beta 1 class VI. The transcript is spliced from 4 exons. Lineage: Eukaryota; Metazoa; Chordata; Actinopteri; Siluriformes; Bagridae. Gene Ontology annotation, biological process: mitotic cell cycle; microtubule cytoskeleton organization. Gene Ontology annotation, cellular component: microtubule; cytoplasm. The coding region runs from base 888 to 2285 and encodes 465 amino acids. Gene Ontology annotation, molecular function: GTP binding; structural constituent of cytoskeleton; GTPase activity. The record is from RefSeq and is a predicted model, not a curated record.
AACAUCCAACUAUAAAAAACUUCAUCACACCUCAUACUGCACCACACGCCCUUCAAUCCUGUGAUAUAGGAAUGUGGCCCUAUUAGCUGAUAUUUACAUUUUUGGCAUGCAUUAUUUAGCAUUAAUUAUUAAAAACAUAUAUAAUUUGCAUUUUUAGGGGUCCAUAAAUUCUGGGGGACCAAGGCAGAUGUCUACAUUUGCCUAGUGCUAGUUGUAGUAGUGUAAGUUGUAGAACAAGCCAAAAAGGCUAUGGCUGUUGCAUAUUUUACAUACGCAACAUAAGCAACCAAUUGCCAUGGCAAUAAGUUCAGAACUCCAGAAACUAAGACCUCUGGUGACAAGUGGUGGUAUUGUGGUGAAUGAAUGUGACACCAGUUUGUGUCUGAAUGGCCCAGAUAGUCUUAUCAUACACAGGCACGAUAGGCAGGACGUCAUCUCACGUACUUCACUGACAGUAUUUUCGUCAAGUUGUAUUCGCUGAGAAAGCAUACGUGCUAGCAUAUAAGGAUAUCAGUAUUAAUUUUUCACUCUCAUUUAUAAAAACUAAUAGUAUUAUAAUAUCACUCACAAUAUAAGUUGUAAUGCACUUUAUAACGGUAAACUUUUAAUAAUGUGCAUUACUUGAAUUAGUGAUGAUGUAACAUUGCUUAAUAAUGUUAUGUCUGGAAUUCAACAUUUUAGAAAUGGUAAAGUAUACAUUCAUGAUAUACCCCUGAAAUAAUAUGCCUUAAUCUCUUAAUAAGUUCAAAAGUGACUGUAAUAGCCUUUCUGUAUAUAAAUUAACAAGAGAGUGGGGGAGACUCCCUAAUAAUGACAUCAUCAUCAGUAUAAUACUCACAGUCAGCGCUCGCAGUUAUCUUCUGCUUGGUAUUGUGAGCCUGAUCACCAUGCGUGAGAUUGUUCAUCUUCAGAUCGGACAGUGUGGGAAUCAAAUCAGUUCAAAGUUCUGGGAAGUUAUCAGUGACGAACAUGGUAUCAAUGCAGUGGGAAUCUAUGAGGGGGACAUGGCCCUUCAGCUGGAGAGAAUCAGCGUCUACUUUAAUGAGGCAAAUGGUGGGAAGUAUGUCCCCCGGGCACUGCUGGUUGAUUUGGAACCGGGAACGAUAGACAGUGUGAGGGGCAGUCACAUUGGAGAACUCUUCAGGCCUGACAACUUCAUACAUGGAACUUCUGGAGCUGGAAAUAACUGGGCAAAAGGUCACUACACAGAGGGGGCAGAGCUGGUUGAGCAAGUUUUAGACCGUGUCCGUAAUGAAGCCGAAAGCUGUGACUGCCUGCAGGGCUUCCAGUUUGUUCACUCCUUGGGUGGUGGUACUGGCUCAGGAAUGGGUACCCUGCUUAUCAACAAAAUCCGUGAAGAGUUCCCAGACCGAAUCAUGAAUACCUUUAGUGUCAUGCCCUCUCCUAAAGUCUCUGAUACGGUAGUGGAGCCAUAUAAUGCCACACUGUCCAUUCACCAACUGAUUGAGGGUACAGACGAGACAUUCUGCAUUGACAAUGAAGCUCUUUAUGAUAUCUGUUUCCGAACACUCAAGCUCACCACUCCAACCUAUGGAGAUCUGAAUCAUCUUGUGUCUAUGACUAUGAGUGGUGUCACAACUUCUCUGCGCUUCCCUGGUCAACUGAAUGCUGACCUCCGCAAGCUGGCUGUCAACAUGGUGCCCUUUCCCCGCCUUCACUUCUUUAUGCCUGGCUUUGCUCCUCUCACACCUCGAGGGUCUCAGCAGUACCGGGCCCUCACUGUUCCUGAGCUCACCCAGCAGAUGUUUGAUGCCCGGAACAUGAUGACGGCAUGUGAUCCCCGGCAUGGCCGCUACCUCACUGCUGCAGGAGUUUUUCGUGGCCACAUGUCCACUAAAGAGGUGGAUGAACAAAUGCUCACUGUUCAGAAGAAGAACAGCAAUUACUUUGUAGAAUGGAUCCCCCACAACGUUAAAGUGGCUGUUUGUGACAUCCCACCACGUGGCCUUAAAAUGGCAUCUACCUUCAUUGGAAACAACACAGCAAUCCAAGAGAUUUUCAGGCGAGUCGGGGAGCAAUUUGCCAUGAUGUUCCGCAGAAAGGCUUUUCUGCACUGGUACACAGGAGAAGGAAUGGAUGAGAUGGAGUUCACAGAGGCUGAGAGCAACCUGAAUGAUCUAGUAUCUGAGUACCAGCAAUAUCAGGAUGCCACAGCUGACCUGGAGUGGGAGCCAGAGGAAGAAAUAACAGAGGUAGAGGGAAACUCAGCAACAGUAAUAAACAGCAGAGUAGAAAUAAAAACUGAGACCAUGAGUGAAGCUUAGUCUAGUGAACAAUUCUAGUAAAGAGGGUUCUAUUACCAACUGUGUUGUAUCUUAAAUACCGAAAAUGUUUUAUUAAAAAUUAUACUAUUAUUAAAAUGUAUUAAUGUAUUAAUACAUAAAAUGAUACAUAAAAUGUAUUAACACUGGAGUCACAUCUAUGAUUUUGUUUCCAUUAAAAUCUAUUAAUUUCUACUUAACUAUAAAGAAUUCUUUAAUAAUGAAAGUUUGUAAUAUGUUUCAAAACAUGUACAACCAACAUGUACCUACUAACACUGUUUUUAAAUAAUGUUUUAAAAUUUAGUAGAUAUAGUAAAUAAAAAGACAAAAAAUGUUGCAUAUGUUGUUCAUUUAAAAGAAUUGUUUCAUCAGUGCAUGUGUGCAAAAUCUGAAAUUAAACACAAUAAUUAUUUUUACAAUAGUGCAGAGCAACUUAAAAAAGUUAAAUGGCAUUUUUCUUCCUAUUUUCAGUGGAUUGAAUUAAUACCUAACUUUGUUUUAAUAGACUAAAUAUUUUAAAAUACUAAACAUGCUAAUACCCCCAUGAAAGACUGAAGGGCAACUCUAGCCUUCCAAACAGGCAGUCUGACAGGACAUGAUUAAACUCAAGUGGCUCUGUAGAUAUUGAUAAGCAGCUCAGAAAAACCUCCAUUAACCACAGAUGACAGUGAAAGCCACCAUAAGCGAUACUGACAGCUUGUACAACCAGUGUGUAACUUCCUUUAGACUUGACAAAGAUCAGACCCUCCCUUCAGUUCAACGAGCUCCUAUGGAGUAUGGAUGUAGUACCAUAAUGUAGAAAGUACUGGUGCAAAAAAAAAUGUGUUACAAUUUUUAGAUUCUAAGUUAGAAAAUGUAUGACACUGACUGAAUUAUUUGGGCUGGUACACAUCUUGGUUGGUUCAAUGUCUGCAUCCACAUUGCUUUUUUGUAUCUAACAUUCAAACAAAUUAUACUCAUAAAAGCAAUAAACCAGUAUGAAAUCAGUGAAUAUGUUAUUUUUGUUACUUUACUACUGACCUGCAUA